CGAGAGUGAGAGAGAGAGAGCUGUGCUUGACAGUGGCGUAGGGAAGUAACGCCUCUGGUAUCGCUUUCCGUUGCCGACGUCGUCUGCUUGAAGCACCAAGCUAAGAUUUCGGACCGAGCGAGUGAUGGGGGAGGAGGAGAAAAAGCCGGAGCAGGGGAAGAAGGAGGAGCCCAAGGCGAAGGAGGAGAACAAGGAGGAGGGGAAGGGUGAGGACGGGAAGAAGGGCGGUGGCGAGGGGGAGAAGAAGGAAGGGGGUGGCGAAGAAAAGAAGGCGGACGAGCCGCCGCCUCCGCCGCCGGAGGAGAUCGUGAUGCGCGUCUACAUGCACUGCGAGGGAUGCGCCAGGAAGGUGAAGCGCUCGUUGAAGGGAUUCGAAGGUGUGGAAGAUGUGAAGACGGACUGCAGGACCCACAAGGUGGUUGUGAAGGGGAAGAAGGCGGCGGAGGACCCGAUGAAAGUGGUGGAGCGGGUCCAGAAGAAGGCGGGGAGGAAGGUGGAGCUGCUGACGCCGCUGCCGCCGCCGAAGCCGGAGAAGAAAGAGGAGGAAAAGAAGGAAGAGGAGAAGCCCAAGGUAGAGGAGAAGAAGGAAGAGCCGCAAGUGAUCGCUGUGGUGCUCAAGGUUCAUAUGCAUUGCGAGGCCUGCGCACAAGAGAUCAAGAAGAGAAUACUAAAGAUGAAAGGGGUGCAGGCGGCGGAACCGGAUCUGAAGGCGUCCCAAGUGACGGUGAAGGGCGUCUUCGACCCGCAGAAGCUGGGGGAGUACGUGUACAAGAGGACCGGGAAGCAGGCGGUGGUGGCGAAGCAGGAGCCGGCGGAGAAGAAGGCGGAGGACGACAAGGGCGGCGGUGGAGACGCGGCCAAAGACGAGAAGAAAGCGGACGAGGCCGGCGGGGGCAAUGCCGAGGGCGAGAAGAAGGAAGAGAAGGACGGCGGCGGUGGCCAAGGAGGAGGAGACGAGAAGGACAAGAAGGAAGGCGGCGGAGCGGCGGAGGACGGGGCGGCACCGGCGACCAAGGUGGUGGAGCUGGUGCGAAACGAGUUCUACCAGUACUACCCGAGAUAUCCCGGGGUGGGAUACGUGGGAUACGCGUAUCCCCCACAGAUCUUCAGCGAUGAGAACCCCAACGCUUGCGCUGUGAUGUAAGACAAGAAGAAGAGAGAGAUCACUCAGUGUGUAAUGAUGCCAUAUUAAUCUCGUGUUGGAAAUAUAUCUUCUUCUUCUUCUUCUUCUUCUUUUGUUCUUAGGCGCUAUGGUUUUCUCAUUUUAGUUUCUCUUUCUUGCUCUAUUUUCUGCUAGUAUGGGUAAAAUUCCAUCUGGAAAUAUGUAGUUGUUCCAUGCUAAUGUAUAAAUAGCUUUCCCUUU
Molecule: messenger RNA, 1363 nt
Organism: Musa acuminata AAA Group (dessert banana)
Lineage: Eukaryota; Viridiplantae; Streptophyta; Magnoliopsida; Zingiberales; Musaceae
Product: heavy metal-associated isoprenylated plant protein 7-like
Exons: 5
Coding region: 125-1144 (339 amino acids)
Molecular function (GO): metal ion binding
Source: RefSeq, a predicted model, not a curated record